Messenger RNA from Macrobrachium nipponense, 1493 nucleotides. RefSeq names its product glutamate receptor ionotropic, kainate 2-like. The transcript has 9 exons. The record is from RefSeq and is a predicted model, not a curated record. Lineage: Eukaryota; Metazoa; Arthropoda; Malacostraca; Decapoda; Palaemonidae. The coding region runs from base 444 to 1241 and encodes 265 amino acids.
CUGAAAACGGGAGAUCCACGGCAGUGACGUCACCUUAUCUCUAAUUAGUCUAUAGACCGUUAACCAGAAUAGUCUCAUGUUUCGAUAAAGGACAUCGCUUGGCAGCUUAGCAUCAGCAGAACAACCUUAUGUAGAUGGAUACGACGAGAGAGAGAGAAAGGAAAUGUAAUUAUGUUGCAUCGAAGUCCUUGACCCAGUUGCAUUAGGCCUAUGUUUCUCCAAGAUUAGUGGAUUAUUGACGUGGCUCGCUUACAUCCCCUCCCAACGGACGUUGCAGUCAAGACAGAAAUAAGUUUAUCUUUGAUGCUUAAGCAAAAUGUUAAUGGAGGUUUGUCUGACAAAUCGUCUAUCUACCUUAGACAUGAUAUAGUUACGAGGCCAUUCCCGCCCCGCUCGGUUCCUACGGGAAUAGCGGGAAUGGAUUCUGGGACGGCGCUCUUACUAUGGUCAGGAGAGGGGAAGCUGCCAUGACGUCAGUGUUUGCGGAUACAUACGAAAGACGACAACUGGUAGACUUCACUGUGCCUCUGUUCGUCGACGAGUCAGCCGUGAUCUACAAACGCCCCGAGUUAGAGCCCGACAUAUUUGGUUUCGUCAAGCCCUUUACAGGACUCAUAUGGCUUCUGAUUUUUGCGUCAUCAGUGGCGGCCUCUCUUAUUUUCUUCGUUCUGCACCUAGUCCAGUUUUCUGCAUCUGACGGCACAGACCCUGGUGAUCCGAGCUGCCGCCCCGCGGCGGGAAAAACCUACGGGUGGUCGAAAGUCAUCACAAGUCUCGAGAAGUCUGUUGGCUGGAGUCUUUACUGCCUUCUGGGUCAAUCUGUUCUGUGGUUCCCGAACAGACUCACGCUAAGGAUAGCCCUGGGCGUGUGGCUCCUUGUCACCUUCAUCAUAGGCACUGUCUACCGAUCGACCGUGAAGGCCAUGCUGAUCCUCCCUCUCGUGCGACUGCCGUUCGACUCCAUUGACCAGCUGGUGGAGAGCAAGAUCGACCUCGCCAUCUUCCAAGGGACGGCGCUGUACAGAGAAGUUUCGAACUCCGGAAACGGAACCAAAAUCGGGCGCCUGAAGCCUCAGCUGAAGUCUCUGGCAGAUGAGAAGACGCUCCUCGAACAGGUCUCCGCAGGGAAGAUUGCUUACGGCGGAAUCAAGAUCCCAGUUUUGCAUUUGAUGCGGUAUCAGCGCUCUUUGAAUCCGCAGGUUGCGCGAAUCCGGGAUUCUGGAAAACAUGCUGAGGUUUGAGCUGCAAGGAGUCUCCCAGUGUCUCACCCCCAUCUUGGCGACGAUCUCCAGUGAAGAUAUCAGGCAGUUAUCUCUCAAGGAUUUCUACGGAGUGAUUGCCCUGUAUGGAGCUGGACUCAUUCUGGCCACCUGGGUCUUCGUUUUCGAGAUUCUCUUAAAACUGAUGACAGAAGAGAAACGAUGAGGUGGAAUCCGAAACAAAUGCACAGAAGGAAGUAUAUAGAGAAAGUAAAUUGAUGAAAUGGAAAGAGG